Messenger RNA from Penicillium arizonense, 1257 nucleotides. RefSeq names its product rhomboid family protein. The transcript has 3 exons. Gene Ontology annotation, cellular component: Golgi apparatus; membrane. Bases 1 to 1257 code for a protein of 418 amino acids. Gene Ontology annotation, biological process: retrograde vesicle-mediated transport, Golgi to endoplasmic reticulum. Lineage: Eukaryota; Fungi; Ascomycota; Eurotiomycetes; Eurotiales; Aspergillaceae. The record is from RefSeq and is a predicted model, not a curated record.
AUGGCCUACGCAAUACCUAUACGCAUAGUGAAACCCAUCAACCUGGGAGCUGAAGGCUCCCGCGCUAAAUAUGGCAACUUCCGCUCUGCGCUAAACUUCUCACACUUGGACACCUGGGCAACUUCAUCUCAGGCCUUUUGCCUUCGGAGCAACAUGUUCCUCCGAAUCAACAUUCCUCCAGCCACUCGCAUCUGCCUCGUUAGCCUACUGACCCUCUCUCUCCUCUACAACAUUGCCAGGUGGCGCCAAAUUGACACCACUGGUGGAACACCCACCACUUCACCUCUCGUACCCUACCUGACCCUCGUCCCCUCCUACGUGUUCUACUACCCCUGGACAAUCGCAACAGCGACAUUCGUCGAACAAAAUAUCUUCACCGUCCUCCUCAACUCCGCAACCAUCUUCUAUGGCGGCAAAUACCUCGAACGCGCGUGGGGCUCGCGCGAGUUCAGCAAGUUCAUCGCCGUCAUCGCCGUGAUUCCCUGCGUGGUGAUAGUCCCCAUCUACCUAACAUGGGGCGCAGUCGGCGGCUCCUCAAGUACAGCCCUCACCCAAAUCUGCGGCGGCGUCUCCAUCCAAGGCUCCUUCCUCGUCGCCUUCAAGCAACUCGUCCCUGAACAUACCGUCACAAUCUUCAAGGGCUUAGUCAAGAUGCGCGUAAAGCACUUCCCAGCCCUCUUCCUCCUCCUCAACACCCUCAGCGGCUUCAUCUUCGGAACUGACACCGCCGCCGUGCUCGCCUGGCUCGGUGUCCUAGCUAGCUGGAGCUACCUCCGCUUCUACAAGCGCCAGCCCGACCUGACGGGUACCUCCAACGGCAGCGGAAUAAAGGGCGAUGCCAGCGAAACGUUCGCCUUUGCGUGUCUUUUCCCUGAUGUUAUGCAGCCUCCUAUCGCCUUCGUCGCGGACCAGAUCUAUACCUUGCUAGUAGCAAUGCGGGUCCUGACACCCUUCUCAGAGGAUGAUAUUGCCUCAGGCAACCAGCAAGUCCUGGCUCGCGGCGAAGCUGGCCUGCCAACACUACUCAGCAGCCAGCGCGGCGGUGCAGGCUCAAGAGGGAAGCGCGAGGAAGCAGAGCGGAGACGCACUCUCGCUCUUAGAGCCCUGGAUCAGCGCUUGCAGGCUGCUACAAUUGCCCGGCCACAAGCCCACCCUCUAGGUGAGCCAAGCUCGUCCUCGUAUGCGAAUCCGGCGCCAGUUGCUCCGGCUGGUCAGGGUAUGCUGGGUGAAACGAGUUACAAUCCAGACAAUGCGUGA